CUCCCCCGCCCCCUCUGUCGUCUCUACGCUGGGAGCAGCUCUCCUACCACAGCCCGACACCCCUGAAAAUGUACACCUGCUCCAAGUUUGUCUCCACCCCUUCCUUGGUAAGGAGCACGUCUCAGCUGCUGAGCCGACCGCUGUCUGCAGUGGUGCUGAACCAACCACAGACACUGACAGAUGAGGGCCUCAGAAGCUUGGCAGUCCCACGUACCCUGACCUCACUUGUCCCCAGUCGCAGCUUCCAAACCAGCACCAUUUCAAGGGACAUCGACACAGCAGCCAAGUUCAUUGGAGCUGGGGCUGCCACAGUUGGGGUGGCUGGCUCUGGAGCUGGGAUUGGCACUGUGUUUGGAAGCCUCAUUAUUGGUUAUGCCAGGAACCCUUCUCUGAAGCAGCAGCUCUUUUCCUACGCCAUUCUGGGCUUUGCCCUCUCAGAAGCCAUGGGGCUCUUUUGCCUGAUGGUGGCCUUUCUCAUCCUCUUCGCCAUGUGAAGGAAACGUCUCCACCUCCCAUAGUUCUUUCUCCCAUGUCUUGUCUGCCCUGUAUGUUCCUUUUCCUAUACCUCCCCGGAAGUCUGGGGAAAGUCUGGUUGGCUCAGGGUUUGACAGAAGGAAGACAAAUAAAUACUGUAUUAAUAAGAUGUUUCUUGA
Molecule: messenger RNA, 653 nt
Organism: Castor canadensis (American beaver)
Lineage: Eukaryota; Metazoa; Chordata; Mammalia; Rodentia; Castoridae
Gene: Atp5mc2
Product: ATP synthase membrane subunit c locus 2
Biological process (GO): proton motive force-driven ATP synthesis; proton transmembrane transport
Molecular function (GO): proton transmembrane transporter activity
Source: RefSeq, a predicted model, not a curated record